Anolis sagrei ordinatus is the source of this 735-nucleotide messenger RNA. Lineage: Eukaryota; Metazoa; Chordata; Lepidosauria; Squamata; Anolidae. The record is from RefSeq and is a predicted model, not a curated record.
CCUUUCACAUUACUUCGCAGGAAUUGUUUUGAUCCCCGAAGGUGGAGUUUGGAGGUGCUUAAAAGGUGCUGCAAGGAAAGUGAUGCCUCAUCCUAGGCUUCCUCCGAGCCUCCUCUUUCUAGCAACCCAUCGUCCAUUUUCCUCUUGAUGUUUGUCGCCUGGAUUGGGCUCCUGAGCCUGGCUCUGCUGGCUGGAGCUGGGCAGGGCCAGAGCUGCCUGCCGUGGGCAACGGGAUAUGGCACUAACGUGGCCAAAGGCCACCCAGCCUUCCAGUCCUCUACCUACGAAUAUGUGCAAAGCCUGGUGGCAUGGAAAGCAGUGGAUGGGAACUGUGAUGGGAACCUGGAUCACGUCGGCUCCUGCACUCACACCAAAUACGACUAUGAACCCUGGUGGUACGUGGAUUUGGGGAGCCACCACUCCAUCUCCACCGUCGUUGUGAAGAACCGGGGGAACUGCUGCGGCGAGAGACUCCGGGGAGCCCAGAUCCGCGUGGGAGAUUUCCCGGCAGAACACAGCAAACACAACCCCCUCUGUGGGACCAUCCAAGACACCCGCAUGGGGUCUAUCAACACCGUCCAUUGCCAUGGGCUCAAGGGCCGCUUUGUGAGCGUCAACAUCCCCGGUCGGAAUGAGUUCCUGACGCUGUGCGAAGUGGAGGUCUAUGGGGUGAAAGCCAAGGGUCCGUGCUGCUGGCCACAUGCUUGGCAAUACGGGGGUGCAAAGCAGAAAUGA